Messenger RNA from Scleropages formosus (Asian bonytongue), 2479 nucleotides. RefSeq names its product yippee-like 2a (gene ypel2a). Bases 230 to 580 code for a protein of 116 amino acids. Lineage: Eukaryota; Metazoa; Chordata; Actinopteri; Osteoglossiformes; Osteoglossidae. The transcript is spliced from 5 exons. The record is from RefSeq and is a predicted model, not a curated record.
AGCGCGAAGGAUUCCCUCUGCUGAAAGUCGGAAUUGGCACGAGGAAUACGUGGCGCGGUCGGCUGUAUCAGCUGCUCUUUUAUCCUUUCCAAGGUGUGCACCUCCCACCCCGCGCCCCACCACGGCACUCACCUGUGUGCUGCGGUGCUUCCCCUGCGAGCCGUCCUGGGCCGGCAGCCCCUUCCUGCACCGCCCCCCUGCCCCGGCCCCGCCCCCGCCUGCCGUUACCAUGACGCGCUCCAAGACGUUCCAGGCGUACCUGCCCAACUGCCACCGCACCUACAGCUGCAUCCACUGCCGCGCACACCUGGCCAACCACGAUGAGCUCAUCUCCAAGUCUUUCCAGGGGAGCCAAGGCAGGGCUUACCUCUUCAACUCCGUGGUGAAUGUGGGCUGCGGGCCGGCCGAGGAGAGGGUUCUGCUGACGGGCCUUCAUGCCGUUGCCGACAUCUACUGUGAGAACUGCAAGACCACGCUUGGCUGGAAAUACGAACAUGCCUUUGAGAGCAGUCAGAAGUACAAGGAGGGCAAGUUCAUCAUCGAGCUGGCCCACAUGAUCAAGGACAACGGCUGGGACUGAGAGGAGGCAUCUCCAGAGGAGGGUGGGGUCGGGUGUGUGGAUGAGUGUGUGACUUUGGUUUGGUCUUACCUCUGCUUCCCAUCUCCCCAACCCCUUCCACUGAAACUCCCUCACAACCCCUGGGGAUCAUCCAGGGAAAACCUGAGCCAGGCUCCUCUGUCAAGAGUGUAAAGGUAGGAGAUCAGGUCCACUGGGACAGAGACUGAGGCGACAGAUGUUGUCGGGUAGCUUCUGCUAGGUUCAACACAAACCAGCUCUCCCAAAAUACGCGGACAGAUAAACGCGUACAAGCAUCUGGGGCAUCUCGGCCAAACGGGAGCUCUUCGGACCGAACUUCCCAGGAGGUUGUACCGCGCUUGUCCUCCGGGUGGAAAGUGCGACCGGCCGCGAGCGGUCAUCGGACCCGCGGGGUCUCGCGACUGCCGCGUAAGGAUGCCGAGCGCACGGGGUCUGCAAAAGCUAGCUGAUGCAAGGGGUGCUGGUUGCGCGGGAGUUAGGGCCCGGUGCCAGGGAGCGUGGUUAAAGGCCACCGGCCUCUUAAUAAAACUGCAGUCCGCCCCACUUUUCCCCGAGAGCCAAAAAAUCCACACGGAGAAACAGCAGGUCGAAAUAACAUCUUACCGCGUUUUUCCUGGCGCGGCGUACACAUCUGGGUUGGAUGAGCCGACGAAAGGUUCCGUCGAAAGUUUCCCGUUUGUUUACUCGUAAAAGCAGUUAAAUUAUUUUCAUGUUCUUUCACGUAAUUUGCGGGACUCACCUUUCGACGAUGCGUCCAUCGUGAAUGCGGUUAACGGUGUCGGGCGGUAACGUUAGCGGGCGAGUCGCGCCGAAAGCCGCCGCGAUGACGAGUUGCCCUUUGAGACGAAGCUCGUUGGAAGGAGCGUUCCGAAGCGGGCUUGGGCUUGAGCGACGCGCUCCGCUCGCAGAAGUCGGUUACGCUGCCUCCCGACUCCUCCUCGAAUCUCGUGCGAAGCAGCGGCCGGCGAGCGAACGCCGAGGGCCCGACCGGGGUCGCCGAAAGCCCACGCGGAACCAAAGAACUCACCCAUCUACACUAAGGCGACCAAACGAAUGAUCUGCUUUUCGCGAAAGAACGGGUUGAUUGUCGAAAGCCAUGUUUGCUGAUGGCCCUUUCUCUGGGACAUGAUGCAUCGUCUGCUUUUUGUAUAUUACAGAUGUUAAUAUAUAGAUAUAUAAAUAAAUAAAUAAAUAUAGUAUAUAUAUUCAGUAUGGACACAAGCAGCAUACUUUCUACAUAUGUAUGUAUCACGCGGUGUAAAUAAAUGUGUGUCAUUUUUGUUUUUGUUUACCAUCGACGAUUAUCGUUUGUUAUUUUAGCGUCCUCCGCUUUCUGUCCGGAGCGCCCUAGAGGGGCUGUGACAUUUGCUACUUUUCUACUCUUCGAAAACGUUUGAACGCGGUGCUUUUUUUUUUUUUUUUUUGUAAAGGACGAGGAGACGAUGGCAGUGCUAUUGGAGCGUCAUCAAUAAAAGUUCUCAGAGCAUCAGCCCUCGGUGUGCGUUUGGCAUCCUGUUCGUUCGGGUACCGAUUCGGCUCGUUUCGAACCCGGGAUCGGGUGGCUGGAUGGAGGGUCACAAACCAUGUUAAAGCGCUGAAGGCGCUCCUUUCUCACUCGUUUGUGUAUGAAAAAACUGUUGGUGACGCGUGAUUUAUGUUUUUUUUUUUUUUUUUUCUCCUUUCAAAUUCCUAUUGAGCAUCAUUUGUAUCAAAUCAGUCCCUCAGUUGUCAAAGAGUUUGCUAUAUUUUCUAUGAUAUAUUCAGUACUGUAAAUUCAGCUUUAAACUAUAAAUGAGAGCUCAGCUAAUGUGUUCGGUUUGAAUAAUGUAAAGCAUUCAUUGAACAGCACAAUAAAGCACAAUCGGCAAAAAGCGACAGACA